GGGGGAGGAGGAGGAGGGAGGCACGUUGACAGAAGCAGAAGUAUUUUGGUUCACUCUCCCUCGCCUCUCCCUCUCACCAGGCCGCCAUCUUUACUCUCCCAGUCCAGAUCUCAAGGCUCGUAGGAAUGACCCCCAUCGACUACCUCUCAAAGUACAUGAGGUUGAGAACUUCGAGAAGGCAACUUUACUCCAGAGUCUUCGUGAGGCACAGAGACUUGGAGAGUAUAAGAGUGGAAAGGAUGUUAGUGGGGGACUUCAGAGCCGCCCUUGGAGACGCCCUCGGAGGCUCUUUGGACGAGGCUCAGCUGCAACGCCUCACGGACCUCCUACCGCUGCCUGAAGAAGCGAUGGACAAGGAGUUUUUUGUCCUCGUCGCCGCCUUUGCUGAGAGGUUCUUCUGUUAUGAGCUCCUGGCGGCUCCUGACGUGGAGGUGGAGCCGCGGGACUUAGUGGAGCAGCUGGACUUCCGGCAGCUGACGGAGAGGCUGGAGGGCGUCACGCUCGACCAGCGCCUGCACCGCCUCCUGCUCACCGUCAGGGACCUGGGGUAGUCCUCGUCCACACCCCUGCUGCCUUAAAAGUGCUGCUAAGAGUCCUUCGAAGUCCUACCGUCCUCAGCCGCGCCCUUACAAGAGUUCUUCAAAGUCCUACUAUCCUCUUCCAGGCUCCUGUAUCCUAGAUUUCCUGCCAAAAGUCCUUCAAAGUCCUACCGUCUUCAGUCACGCCCUCAGUACUCUAGCAUUCCUAUAAUAAGAGUCCUUAAGUCCUACUGUCCUUAGCUGCGCCCGUGGUGCCCUAGGAAAUCCUACCAAGAAUUCAUCAAAAUUCUACACUCCUACACGCCCUUAGUAUCUUAGAAAUCCUACUACAAGUCAUUAAUCUUUCUACAAGAAUCCUUCGAAGUCCCACCAUUCUCAGCUAUACCCCUGGUACCCUAAGUGGCCAUGAACCCGCUGGGUUCAUGGCCACUUAGUGCCUCCCCUCGCGGGAAGGCACUUUAGCCGAGGGACUAAUCAAGGUCCCUCGUUACCAGCGGGUGCCACGAGGAGGCUUCCCCUGUGAAGUCCUACUGUCUUCAGCCAUGCCCCUGGUACCCUAGGAGUCUUGCCAUGAGUCCUUUGAAGUCCUGUUGUCCUUACCCACGUCCUCUGUACUUUAGGAUUCCUGCUACAAGAGUCCUAAGAUGUUCUACCGUCCGCAGCCACGCCUUUAGUGCCCUAGGAGUCCUGCUACCUUGGGGAUCCUACCAAGAGUCCUACAAUGUCCUACCCCCACCACCUAAGCCCCUAGUACUAGGAUCCUUACUACCAAGAGUCCUUCGAAAUCCUACUAUCCUCAGCCAUGCCCCUGGUAUCCUAGGAGUCCUACCCCGAGUCCUUCGAAGUUCUACUGUCCUCACCCACGCCCUCCAGCUUACCAGUCCUUGGACACGCCCUUAGAAUCCUGGAAAUCCUACCACAAGAGUCCUUCAAUGUACUACUGUCUUCAGCCACGCAUCUGGUAUCCUGUCAGUUCUAUUCCGAGUCCUUCGAAGUCCUACUGUCCUCGGCCACGCCCCUAGCAUCUUGAAAAUCCUAUCACGAGAGUCUUUCAAUGUCCUAGAGUCCUCAUCUAAGCCAUUCCUAUAUUGGAAAUUCUAAAAGAGUCCUUCGAAGUCCUACCGUUGUUAACCACGCCCCUGGGAGUCCUAUCACAAAAGUCCCUCACCCGCCUCUCUCUCUCUCCUCUCACCUGCCUCUCCCUUCCUCCUUUCACCUGUUUCCCUCUCCCUUCUUCCUCUCAACUUCCUGUCUGUCAUUAUCUCCCUCUCUCCCUAUCUCCCCUCUCCCUCUUCCUCUUACUUUUCUCCUUCUUCCUCCUCUCACGUGUCUCUCUUUUCCUUCUCUCUCCCUUCCUCCUCCUCUCACCUGUCAAAUUCUCCCUUUUUCCUCCUCUGUCUCUCUUUCUUUUUCCUCUCAUCUGCCUGUCCCUUCCUUCUCCCACCUGUCUCCCUCUCCCUCCCUCCUCUUACCUGCCUGUCUACCUACCUGCCUCUCACCUGUUAAUUGUAAGGGCAAACUUUUUACCUUUCAUUGUUUGCUAAGUUUGUGAACUGUGUCUGGAAAGAGUUAAAAGAAAAAAAGUCAGAGAGAAAGAAGUACAAUAAUAGCGUUGAAGAGAAAGAUAUAUAUGAAAAAAAAAACAUUGAAAAGAAAAGAAAAAAGUGACAGAAAAAAAAUAGAAUAAAGGAGAAAGAAAAAUAUAGCGUUGAACAAAAAAAAAAUGGAGAUAAAUAAAAAUAGAUGAAUGAUGGCAAUAUAUGUGUGAUGGAAAUAAAUAAAUAAUUGAGUGCAGAGAUGAAUGAAUAAUUGAUGAAGAGAUGAAUGAAUGAUGAGAAUAAAUGAAUAAUUUGAGUAAAUGAAUAAUAUAAAUAAAUAAAUGAUGAAAAGAU
Scylla paramamosain (green mud crab) is the source of this 2431-nucleotide messenger RNA. RefSeq lists its product as uncharacterized. Bases 126 to 551 code for a protein of 141 amino acids. The transcript has 4 exons. Lineage: Eukaryota; Metazoa; Arthropoda; Malacostraca; Decapoda; Portunidae. The record is from RefSeq and is a predicted model, not a curated record.